This is a messenger RNA of Meloidogyne enterolobii, 934 nucleotides long. NCBI's taxonomy places the organism in Eukaryota, Metazoa, Nematoda, Chromadorea, Rhabditida, Meloidogynidae. The record is from the annotation of a GenBank genome assembly.
AAUGGAUAGUGCGUCAAAACAUAUAGCUGAUGUAUUUACAGAUCUUCAUAAAAUUGGAGAAGGGACCUAUGGAACGGUUUACAAAGUUAGGACAAAACAAGAUGGAGAAUUAAAAGCUUUGAAGCAGAUUAGAUUAAAUCAAGGUUGUGAAGGUGUGCCAAGUACUUGUAUUCGUGAAGUUUGUUUAUUAAAGGAGUUGACACAUCCAAAUAUUGUUCAUUUGGAAGAUGUUAUGAUUCACAGAAGAAAGCUUUAUUUAAUUUUUGAAUUUAUUGAUCAAGACCUUAAAAUGUUAUUAGAACGUUUGUCUCCGCGUCCAUUGCCCGUUCCUAAUGUUAAGAGUUUUAUUUGGCAAAUGCUUCAAGCUUUGGCUUAUUGUCAUACACACAGAGUUGUCCACAGAGAUUUAAAACCUCAGAAUUUACUUGUGAAGAAUGAUGGGACUAUUAAAUUGGCUGAUUUUGGAUUGGCUAGAGCCUUUUCGUUGCCAAGUCGUUGUUACACUCACGAAGUUGUAACGCUUUGGUAUAGAGCCCCAGAAGUACUUUUGGGUGCUCUCUAUUAUUCUACAGCUGUGGAUAUUUGGAGUUUGGCUUGUAUUUUUGCUGAAUGUUUACGUAAUGAGCCUCUAUUUAAAGGAGAUUCUGAGAUUGACCAACUUUUUAGAAUUUUUCAAAUUCUUGGAACGCCUAAUUCUAAGACAUGGGCAGGUGUAGAACGUUUCCCCGACUAUAAAAAUAAUUUUCCAAAAUGGAAGCGUCGUGAUAUGCGUGAAUUAAUAACAAUAUUAGAUGAAGAUGGAAUUGAACUUUUAAAACAAAUGUUGGUAUAUCCUCCAAUGGAUAGAAUUACAGCAAAAUUAGCUCUUUCACAUCGUUUUCUUCGUGAUAUGACAUUAAAAUUGCAUGACAUUACUUUACUUUAUGAAAAAUAA